UAAUUUACAAAUGCCGUAUGGGCCGAAUGGCAUUGGUAGCCACAGGCUAUGAAGCAGCAAUUUGUACUCUAAAACCUCAGCAAAAUCUCAACUUUUUAUCCAUCCCCAGUCACCUACAGCUUCAGCUGCUCAUUUUCUUCCGCAAUCCGCACCUUUGCAGUCUUACAACAUAAAAACCCAGCCACCUUGCCGGAAAAGUAAGCUCUCUUUCCUUCCUCCUUUUUCCCCCUAAAUUAUCCUUCAAUUAUUCGAUUAUUUGUUCCAAUUUCAACUUAUUUUGCUCAAACUCAUAACUAGAGUACCCUUUUUAUUUCUUUGGAAAAUUAUGUGGAAACAAACUUAUAUCAUCUAAUUAAGGAGCUAUAAUGGAUGUAAUGGUACCUGCUAAGCAAACCCAUGAAGGGUUUUAUUCAUUUCAUUGUAAACAUAGCAGUAGCUCAUUGAUAACUGAUUCAAGAGCUAGAGUUUUCACUAGGGUUUCUUGCAAUUUGAGCUCUGAUAAGGUUUUCGUUUGCUCAAACACAAGUUAUAUUGAUUUAUCUGAGAAAUUUCCUGAUGUAAAGAAGGUUAGUUUGCGUAGAAAACAAAGAAAAAACUUGGUUUGUACUGUUUCUAGGAAUGAACAUUUGGCUGUUAAUGGUAGAGUUUCUCACCAAGAAAGGAACUCUCGCCAUCAAUUUGAUAGUGAUAGUUCAUCUGUUAUGUCUGUUGGUCCAACUUAUGAUGAGUUUGAAAGCAAUAGCCAUCUUCGUCGUUUGGUUAGAAAUGGUGAACUUGAUGAAGCCUUUAGAUAUCUCGAAAGUAUGGUUUAUCGGGGUGAUAUCCCUGAUAUUAUUCCGUGUACUAGUUUGAUUCGCGGGUUUUGUAGGAUUGGUAAAACUAGGAAGGCUACUAGGGUUUUGGAAAUUCUUGAGGAGUCUGGUGCGGUCCCUGAUGUAAUAACCUAUAAUGUCUUGAUUAGUGGAUAUUGUAAAUCGGGGGAGAUGGAUAAUGCACUUAGGCUACUAGACCGUAUGAGCGUUGCUCCAGAUGUUGUUACCUAUAACACGAUCUUGCGUAGCUUGUGUGAUAGUGGGAAACUGAAGCAGGCAAUGAAGGUUCUAGGUCGACAAAUGGAACGGGAAUGCUACCCUGAUGUAAUUACUUACACAAUUUUGAUUGAAGCAACUUGUAAGGAAAGCGGGGUUGAUCAAGCAAUGAAACUCCUUGAUGAAAUGAGGAGUAAAGGUUGUAAGCCGGAUGUGGUUACCUAUAAUGUUCUCAUUAAUGGGAUUUGCAAAGAAGGGAGACUAGAUGAAGCACUUGAGUUUUUGAAUAGCAUGCCUUCAUUUGGUUGUCAACCGAAUGUAAUAACUCAUAAUAUUAUCUUAAGAAGUAUGUGUAGCACCGGAAGAUGGAUGGAUGCCGAGAGAUUAUUGUCGGACAUGCUUCGGAAAGGCUGUUCUCCGAGUGUUGUUACCUUCAAUAUACUGAUCAAUUUCUUGUGUCGGAAGGGUUUGUUGGGUCGGGCGAUUGAUAUGUUGGAGAAGAUGCCUAGACAUGGCUGCACCCCGAAUUCCCUAAGCUACAACCCUUUACUCCACGCAUUUUGCAAGGAAAAGAAGAUGGAUAGGGCGCUUGAAUACCUUGGUAUUAUGGUUUCUCGAGGGUGUUAUCCUGAUAUCGUUACCUACAACACUCUCCUUACCGCUUUAUGCAAAGAUGGGAAUAUUGAUGUUGCUUUGGAGAUAUUGAAUCAAUUAAGUAGCAAGGGAUGCUCACCCGUUUUGAUCACUUACAACACGGUGAUUGAUGGGCUCUCCAAGUCGGGGAAAACAGAACAUGCUAUAAAACUUCUUGAUGAAAUGCGCAAAAAGGGUUUACAACCUGAUAUAAUUACUUUUUCUUCUCUAGUUUCCGGGCUUAGUAGAGAGGGAAAAGUCGAAAAAGCAAUUAAUAUCUUUUAUGAGAUAGAAGGACUUGGAAUUCAACCGAAUGCAGUUACCUAUAAUUCUAUCAUGUUGGGACUUUGCAAGGCACGAGAUACUGCACGUGCUAUCGACUUCUUGGCUUAUAUGGUGUCUAGAGGCUGCAAACCUACCGAAGCUACCUACACCAUUCUCGUUGAAGGUAUUGCAUACGAAGGUCUAACGAAAGAGGCAUUGCUGUUAUUGAAUGAAUUGUGUGCUAGAGGAUUUGUUAAGAGAAGUUCGGCUGAGCAGGUAGCUGUGAAGAUGUAGAUCAAAAGGAUGCUUUUAAGUUAUGCUCCUGUGUCCUGCCUUAAGAACUACUCUGUUCUUUUGUUGAUUGUCUUUGUGAUAUCAAGAUUCAAUCAUUUUAAAGCCUUUUUUUUUUUUUUUUUUACUGAUAAUGAGUUGAUUUCAAAGUAACUCAUGAAUUGUUUUUUUGAUGUCAUAAUAAUUGCGAUUUGCCCUCAAUUAUUUGAUUCUCUCAAUAGAUGUUCAAGGAGAAGGAUAUGCACUUC
Amaranthus tricolor (Joseph's coat) is the source of this 2464-nucleotide messenger RNA. RefSeq names its product pentatricopeptide repeat-containing protein At1g09900. The transcript has a single exon. Bases 366 to 2219 code for a protein of 617 amino acids. The record is from RefSeq and is a predicted model, not a curated record. Gene Ontology annotation, molecular function: protein binding. NCBI's taxonomy places the organism in Eukaryota, Viridiplantae, Streptophyta, Magnoliopsida, Caryophyllales, Amaranthaceae.